Molecule: messenger RNA, 864 nt
Organism: Ostertagia ostertagi
Lineage: Eukaryota; Metazoa; Nematoda; Chromadorea; Rhabditida; Trichostrongylidae
Source: the annotation of a GenBank genome assembly
AUGAAAAUUGGAUUUAUUGGUUUGGGCAGCCUGGGCACACCUAUUGCCCUUAAUAUCAGAGAAGCAGGCCACCAUCUGUAUGUGUACAACCGCACUACGGCCAAAACCGCUCCCCUGCUGGCAAAGGGGGCAAUCGUUUGCGCAGACAUAGCAGCGCUGGCAAAGGAGUGUACCGUUGUUUUUUCCAUUGUAUCAGACGAUGCAGCCAUUAGCGCGGUCACUGCUGAGCUGGUGGGUCAUCUUGCUGCCGGUAGUAUCCAUAUUUCUAUGAGUACCAUUCUUCCGCAGACAGCAGCUAUGAUGGCUGCCCUGCACCAGGAUGCAGAUCAGCAUUAUAUUGCAGCCCCGGUAUUCGGCCGACCGGAAGCUGCCAUCGCCAAAAAAUUAAAUUUUGUACUAUCCGGUGCAGCAGACCCAAAAACACAGGCGGCGCUUCUGCUGAAAGAUGCCGGUGCUGCCGGUAUUUUUGAUUUUGGUGACAGCGUUACCGCCGCCAAUACCGUUAAACUCUGCGGCAAUUUCCUGAUUGGCGCGGCCAUGGAAGCCAUUGGGGAAAGCGCGGUACUGGCCAGUAACAGCGGUGUAGACGCAGCAAAAAUGUGGGAGAUGUUUUCGCAAACACUUUUCAAUACACCGCUCUAUCACAACUACAGUAGAAUAAUUUUACAACAGCAGUUUGAGCCAGCUGCGUUUACCGCAAAACUUGGCUUAAAAGACAUGAACCUGGUACUGCAGCAGGCAGCCUCAGUGAAGCAGGAACUGCCCCUGGCAAUGCUGUUAAAAAACAAUAUGCAGACACUGGUAGACAGGGGCAAAGAAAACAUCGACUGGAGCGCGGUAUCGCUGGGUGGCCAGCCGGGUUAG